Molecule: messenger RNA, 1198 nt
Organism: Malus domestica (apple)
Lineage: Eukaryota; Viridiplantae; Streptophyta; Magnoliopsida; Rosales; Rosaceae
Product: palmitoyl-monogalactosyldiacylglycerol delta-7 desaturase, chloroplastic-like
Biological process (GO): lipid metabolic process
Cellular component (GO): endoplasmic reticulum membrane
Molecular function (GO): oxidoreductase activity, acting on paired donors, with oxidation of a pair of donors resulting in the reduction of molecular oxygen to two molecules of water
Source: RefSeq, a predicted model, not a curated record
UUCCUUCAUUUCACUCUUUGUCCCUUCGCGCUUCUGUUUAGUUCUUUCAAGAAAAACCCACACACACUGUUUUAACUAAUGGCGCCUUCCCAUUUUAUGAUGCGGCGGGUAGAAUUUAUUGGGAGGCAGUGGAACUUGUUCGACAUAACCACUUUGAUUGUCGUUCUGCUUUUCCAUAUCCUUUCUCUUCUAGCGCCAUUUUAUUUCAACUGGGGUGCAUUUUGGUUGUUCGUGGCACUAUAUUUUUUGACAGGUCUAGGAGUAACCCUAGGGUACCAUAGGAGCCUUGCGCACCGGAGUUUUAAGCUUCCCAGAUGGCUCGAAUACUUUUUUGCCUAUUGUGGUGUUUUGGCACUUCAGGGAAAUCCAAUUGAAUGGGUGAGCACACAUAGAUACCACCACCAGUUUACAGACACAAAGAAAGACCCGCAUAGCCCACUUAUGGGGUUCUGGUUUAGUCACAUUGGUUGGGUCGUCAAUAACAGCUUUCGGUUUGAAAGUUAUGAAAGACGACUAAAGAAUGUUGAAGAUUUAAAAAGGCAGCCGUACUAUAGGUUUCUUCAUCGUACGUAUCUUCUUCACUCGGUUGUUCUUGGAGUUCUACUGUAUGUCACGGGAGGACUACCCUUUCUGGUUUGGGGAAUGGGUGUGAGGACGGUAGUACUUUACCACGUUACUUUCUCAGUAAAUUCUAUUUGCCACACAUGGGGAAGCCAAGUAUGGGAUACCGGUGAUUUGUCUAGAAACAACUUGUUGGUGGCAUUGCCGACCCUUGGAGAAGGCUGGCACAAUAACCACCAUGCUUUUGACUACUCAGCUCGGCAAGGCCUGGAAUGGUGGCAGGUUGAUAUUACAUGGUAUGUAAUAACAAUUCUUCAAGUUGCUGGUUUGGCCACCGACGUGAAAACCCCAACUGAAACUCAAAAGAAAAGGAAAGCUUUACACAAACAAAUCAUUGAGAGAAACAAUUAAGACAAAAGUUGGCAACGGAUAUCUUCCAAACCACGAAUAUUACUGCGUUUUUUUUUUUUUUUUGCUCAUUUAUGUAUUUAUUAUCGUUGUCUUGAUUAGGGACGUGGAAAAGGGUUUUGAUCUCUCUCUGUUUGCCCAGCUGAAGAGAUCAAAUCCACAAAUUAACGUUUGCCAAAAAUAAAGGAGCUCGUAUAAUAUUCCCAUUAUAUGGAGAGUUUUAAGCCCA